Messenger RNA from Bubalus bubalis (water buffalo), 3488 nucleotides. It is a transcript of the gene TMEM40, whose product is annotated as transmembrane protein 40. The transcript is spliced from 13 exons. NCBI's taxonomy places the organism in Eukaryota, Metazoa, Chordata, Mammalia, Artiodactyla, Bovidae. The coding region runs from base 513 to 1316 and encodes 267 amino acids. The record is from RefSeq and is a predicted model, not a curated record.
CCGCCGCUGCGGGAGGCAGCAAGCGGCAGGCGGGAGGCGGGAGACGGGAGGGGCCCGCCAAGGGGCUCGUGGAUCCCUCCCCGGCGUCCUUGUCGCAGACGAGAGCCCAUCACCGGCUUGCACACUCCCGCGGACGGGGAGCUCACCUCCUCUCAGCGGACAGCUCCUCCCUACAAUUCCCCGUGGUACCCUGGAUCCUGCUAGCGAGACACAGUCACGGUGACCAGAGACUCUCAGGCAUUCCAGAAACAGGAGCUGCUAUUGUCGGUCAAGCCAACCAGCGCACUUCCCAUGCGGCCCACCCCAAAGCCAGACAGAAUAUGAAAAGUAGUACCCUGUCGCACCAGGCCUUCUGCCUGCCUCAUUCAACCCUCAGGACAUCACGGCCGGUUUCUUCAUCUUACACCCAACGCAACUGAGGCCAUAGAGGCAGAGGGGCUUGCUGCAAGUCACACAGCCAGUCAAUCUGGGAUGGAAUCAGGACUGACCCCAGACUGGGCAACAAUUCUUAAAUGAAGCGGCACAGUUUCUCCACAGGAAAAGCCAUGGAGACUUCAGGAUCACUUCAAGACCACAGUCAAGUUCGUGGAGAAUCAGAAGAUCUAGACUAUGGAGAGACGGAUUCCCACAAGCAAGACCGGGAGGCCAGACUCGUUUCUCAAGGACAAGAUGAGAGAGACAAGCCUUCCUCCUCUUCAUCCUCCUCUUCAUCCUCCUCCUCCUCCUCGUCCUCCUCAUCCUCUUCCUCAGAGAACAGUGACGAGGACCAGCACCCCCGAGUAACCAGAGAGCGUCGGCACAGCCAGGGGGCUGGACUCCCCCGCAGGGGCGGCUCACCUGGUGCUGAGCAUGGGGAGCCUGACGUUUUGAAGGAUGAGCUUCAACUCUAUGAAGGUGUGCCCGGGGAGGUGAUGCCUUCAGGAGAAUCAGGACUCCGAAGGAGAGGCUCUACCCCCAUGAGUGGUAAAUAUGCAGGAGAAGUGGAGGCCUCUCAGCUAAGAAGACUGAAUAUAAAGAAGGACGAUGAGUUUUUCCAUUUCAUCCUCCUCUGCUUUGCCAUUGGGGCCUUGCUGGUGUGUUAUCACUAUUACACAGACUGGUUCAUGUCCCUCGGGGUCGGCCUGCUCACCUUUGCCUCCCUGGAGACUGUUGGCAUCUACUUCGGCCUGGUGUACCGAAUACACAGCGUCCUGCAUGGCUUCAUCCCCUUCUUCCAGAAGCUUCGGCUGAUAGUGAGAAAGCCCAAGCUGGCUGUGCUGGGAAGCCAGGCAGAAAGAGGUCUGUCCAGUCCCAAGUUUGGCAGCCAGUCCAGCUGAGGCACCAGACAGGCAAGUGAAAAAGCAUCCCGGACUUUCCAGCCACAGCAGACGCCAUAUGAAGCAGAAGAAUCACCCAGUACAGCUCAGACCAUCUUGAAAAACCAUGAACACAAUAAAUUGUUGUGUUUUAAGCUGCCAAAUUUGCAAUGGUUUGUUACACUGCAGCAGAUCGUUGAGACAGAGAUCUAUGCUGGAUAUAUUAGCCAGAGUUCUCCGGAGAAACAGAACCAGUAGGAGAUACUCAAAUACCUUUAUUUAUUAUAAAAGAAUUGGUUCAUGUGAUUAUGGGGGUGGUGAAGUCCCAUGAUGUGCAGUCUGCAAGCUGGAGCCCCUGGAGAGCCCCAGAGAUUGAACCCGUGUCUCUUGCAUUGACAGGCAGAUUUUUGUUGUUGUUGUUUUUAACCACUGAGCCACCAACGAAGCCCCGGUUUUGGAAUUUAAAAUGAUGCUUUGGAAGAAGUUUGUGAACUAAGUUCCUACUUCUCCAUUCUUUGGCCAUUAAAGAAAGCUUGUGCUAUUCCAGUCUUAAGAAGAAAUAACAUAAAAUAAAAACAAAAGAUGCUUUGGAACCCAGUGUCACUUCUGUGAUAUUCCUGCCUAAAUGCACAGGCUGAAUUUGAUCAUGAAGAAAUAUCUAAUAAGCCCAGAUCAAGGGACAUUUUACAAAACAACUGAUCCAGACCCUUCAAAAGCAUCAGUGCCAUACAAUACAAAGACAGAGGAAUUGUUACAGAUUAAUGGAGGCUAAAGAGACAUCAUAAAUGAAUGUAAACACAAUUUUGAAUUUUCUUCAGUUACAGAGGACAUGAUUGGGACCAUUGGCAAAAUCUGAGUAAGGUCUGUAGAUAAAACAUUAUUAAUGUGUCACUAGUAAGACGCUAUUAACGUAUUGGUAUUUGUUCCCUGGUUUUGAUCAUUGUACUGCAGUUUCAUAGGUUUUUACCAAACAUGGACUGAAGGACUGAAGGAUUUAGGGUAACAGGGCAUCAUGUCUGCAGUCUGCUUUCAAAAAGCAGAAAAGUUAUUUACUAGAGACUAGUGCUUAGUCACUCAGCCGUGUCCGACUCUCUGCAACACUUUGGACUGUAGCCUGCCAGGCUCCUCUGUCCUUGGGGUUUUUUAAUGAGAGAAGGAUAAAAUAAAUGUGGUAAUAUGUUAACAUUUGGAAAUCUGGUGAAAGGGAUCUAGGAGUGUUUGGUUCUAUAUUAGCAACUUUUCUUUAAGUCUGAAAUUAUAUCAACAUAAACAGUUUAUUAAAAAUCUGUUUAUCUGAGAUAAUAGCUGGCCAAUUGCAGGAACUACAGGUUUCUGCUACAAACACAGGCAACCCACAAGAAAAUGGAUUAAAAAAUUUGAUGAGACGCCAAAUAAGAAGAAAUCCAAUUGGCCAAUAAACACACGCAGAUGUGCUUGAGCUCAUUAAUUAUCAGGAAGUACAAAUUAAAAUGACAAUGAGAUACCACUACACAUUCAUCAGACUGGAAAAGCUCGUCUGACAAUAUCAACUGUAGCCCUGUGGAACGCCGGGAACAGACGUCUGAUGCCAGGUGGGAACGUACACUUAUUUGUUCAAGCACUUCAGGAAAUUGUUUAGCAUUAUGUAAUAAAGUCACCCUGGAGAAGGAAAUGGCAACCCACUCCAGUACUCUUGCCUGGAGAAUCCCAUGGACGGAGGAGCCUGGUGGGCUACAGUCCACAGGGUCGCAAAGAGUCGGACACGACUGAGCAAAUCCUUAAUAAAGUCAGAGAUGCACAUUGGUUGCCUGGCAGUUUCACUCUGAGAUGUAUAACCUAUUCACAGCAGCACGGUUCAAAAUAGUCCCAGGCUAGAAACAGCCCAUUGUCCAUCAACAGGAGAACAGAUAAACCGGAGCGCAGUCACACAGUAGAAUGUUACCCAGCAAGGAGAAUGAAUGCACUUCUGCUGUGUGCAACACACAAAUGAAAGCUUACAAACAUAAUAUUGAGUAAAACCAUGUGAUUUUAUUUAGGUAAAGUCCCCAGACAGAUAAACCAGAGCUCUGUUGUUUCGGGUACAUGUACAGGUAACAGAACCAUGAAAGUGAAAGUCGCUGAGUCCUGUCCAGCUCUGUGAUCCCAUGGACUGUAGCUUGCCAGGUUCCUCUGUCCAUGGAAUUCUCCAGGCCAGAAUACUGGAGUGGGUAGCUG